Molecule: messenger RNA, 420 nt
Organism: Lactuca virosa
Lineage: Eukaryota; Viridiplantae; Streptophyta; Magnoliopsida; Asterales; Asteraceae
Source: the annotation of a GenBank genome assembly
AUGUUUGAAUUCACAUGCGAACUGAUCGCAGUUGCUGCUUCAAAUCCACACCUCAUCUUUCUUUUAUGCAAUCUGAUCAUCGUCAUUCUGAUCCUUGUUAGCUUGGAACCCGCCUCAAAUUCUCACCAUAACUGCACUGCUACUCCAAUUCCUCCUCCACCAUCACCACCGCCGCUACAUCCCGCCGUUAACAACAACAAAACCUUCGAAACCACCACUCCAACUACGCUGCCUCAGGAAACUAGUGUCAAUGUCUCGAUAGACGUUGACGAACUGUCAUAUGACUGCACUUUAUCAGUCGAAGAGAAUGAGGAAGAACAGGAUGAUGAUCUCAGAAGAAGAGUAGAAGAAUUUAUCAACAAGAUUAAUAAAGGUUGGAAGGCUGAAAAAGAAAAAUUGCAGUUAUCCCUUGCUCAUUGA